This is a messenger RNA of Durusdinium trenchii, 1035 nucleotides long. The record is from the annotation of a GenBank genome assembly. Lineage: Eukaryota; Dinophyceae; Suessiales; Symbiodiniaceae.
AUGCGCCAGGUCGCCGGUGGAACCAGCAUAAUCCACAAGACUUUGGAUGCCCUGCGACCGCCUUCUGUUGGCACCACCCUGCUGCUUGACAUUACUGGAUUUGAUGGCUUUGCUUGUCUGGAACAAUCAGCAGGAAAUCGGGUGAUGUGCGCUUCAGUGCUUUUGGAUGCACCUAGUGUGGAUGAACUCACCUCCCGAGUGGCGAACAGUGUGCACAAUGCCUGCAGAUCCGGGCAGUUGGAGCUGCCAGGGUUUCCGGAUUAUGGUCCGGUGCUUGCAGCUUUGAAGGGUGGAGCUACUGAAACAGUCCACAAAGACUACAAGGUGUGCUCUGUGGUCAACUCCAGCCAGCUUGCGGUAUUACAAGUGUAUGCUCAGCGUUGGCUCGACGAAGAGCUGACCAAGGAACAGGCUACGCGGAUCAUCACCGACCAUAAUGCCAAGUUCAACCCUGACGGCGACUUUCUUCAAGGUGAAGUCAAGACUGAGCCGACCGCCGAUGAAGCGCCGGCCAAAAAGAUCAAGCUUGAAGAUGGGGACACCUGCACGGAGCAGCAAUCUCCCAACUGGUCAGCCCGUGACUUCUUACUGGCUGAAGCUACAGAAUGUAUGCAGGAUAGCGCUGGCCGAUGGGUCAAGUUUGUCGCUGCAAUGGACAUGUUGGUCCUCAUUGAGCGCAAGGACUUGCCUGAACAUUUGAUGAAAUGUCCUUCGGUGGAGCGCCCAGUGAUGCUGAAGAAGAUCCUCCUUGAAUUGGAAGACAAUGGGGAGGUGGCUUUGAAGAUGAGCCAUCACGUUUUCACCGGCACAGGUGAGCAAAAGGUUCUACAGGCUGACAAACCCUUGUGCUUUCUCCUGGACGAGCGGAAGGAGCAAGAGGGUGAUGAGAAGAAGGGAAAGAAGAAAAAAGGAAAGAAGAAACAAAAGCAGGAUCAAUCCCCUACGUUCAAGAACUUUGGCGCCCUGCUAAACUUAGCGAAGCUCAAGGGCAACUCGAAGCUAGUGAUUGGCUGGCGGAUGAGGCCUAGUUGGUGA